AUGUCGUCCUCAAGACUCGGCCUCUCAGCAUUCAAGCUCCCGCACUUUAGCGCGCAGCACCUGCUCCGCCGCCCAGCGCUCGCACCACCGGCAAUGGCGGUGGGCUCCCAGCAGCACGUCCGCGGCAUGGCCGCAGGUGGCGGCGGCCGCACUAAGGGGAAGAAGGGCGGGAAGGAUGAAGGAGAUCUGCGUGUCCGCAUGAUCCGCUACUCGCUCUACCACCCGCUCACGCCGCGGCCGCUGCGGUUCGGGACCAUGCGCAUGCUGCGGCACUGGGCCAUCCACCGGGCGUGGCAGAUCUACAAGCGCAACAUGCGGCGCGCGCGCGAGGGCGAGCUGGAGCGCCAGUACAACAAGAUCAAGGAGGCGUGCGAGGAGCUGCGCAGGACGGAUCUGAGGCUGUUUAGGAUCGCCGUGUCGAAGAAGGGCGUGGGCGUGCCGCCGAUCGAGAUGAGGAUUCCGACGGAUACGCCGCCGAUGAGGGGGUGGAAUCAUGGCUGGACUAGGGCGGUUUAG
Molecule: messenger RNA, 516 nt
Organism: Morchella importuna
Lineage: Eukaryota; Fungi; Ascomycota; Pezizomycetes; Pezizales; Morchellaceae
Exons: 2
Coding region: 1-516 (171 amino acids)
Biological process (GO): mitochondrial translation
Molecular function (GO): structural constituent of ribosome
Source: RefSeq, a predicted model, not a curated record